AUAUUUUAUAACAUUCGUCGCCGCGGAUUCAUUCUAAAAAUUCACGAGCUCCUCUUGCUUACCUUAUUAUUUAAUCUGCAAUUACUACAACUCUUAACACUGUGAAUCGAAAGUUCGCCGCCAUGAACACCCGAGUAUUAGUACGAUUCUAUCAGACCGUUAAACCUCACCAACCAUCAAUCCGGUUUCGGUAUGGAAUCCCAGAAAUCAAUAAACCUGAAUCAACUUCUUCAACUUCUGCCACUGGAUUAGUGCAAACACUUGAACACACUCAACUUCCUUUAAAAUUUAAAAGACCUACAUUGGAUGAUGCUGAAAUAAAUGCUAUCAAUAGUGGAGGAGCCGAAUGAAGAUUCUAAUAUUUUGAUUCAUACUCAUUUUAAAUAUUGGAUACUUAGUUAAAAAUAAAAAUUGAACUAAAAAUAUA
Sipha flava (yellow sugarcane aphid) is the source of this 427-nucleotide messenger RNA. RefSeq lists its product as uncharacterized. NCBI's taxonomy places the organism in Eukaryota, Metazoa, Arthropoda, Insecta, Hemiptera, Aphididae. Gene Ontology annotation, biological process: 2-oxoglutarate metabolic process. The transcript has 4 exons. The record is from RefSeq and is a predicted model, not a curated record. Bases 123 to 350 code for a protein of 75 amino acids.